Molecule: messenger RNA, 2360 nt
Organism: Dermacentor andersoni
Lineage: Eukaryota; Metazoa; Arthropoda; Arachnida; Ixodida; Ixodidae
Gene: Zip102B
Product: Zinc/iron regulated transporter-related protein 102B
Biological process (GO): zinc ion transport; transmembrane transport
Cellular component (GO): membrane
Molecular function (GO): metal ion transmembrane transporter activity
Source: RefSeq, a predicted model, not a curated record
ACUAGACCACCAUGUGCAUGAUGGCCGCCUAGACAAAACGUAUGUUGCCGAUAGCACAGGGGAGACGAUUGAAUCGCGGUCUCCGCAGACCCGUAAUUAUUUGCGCGCGUGAUCCCAAAAUGCUAGCUUCCGCUUGCCGCGUCUGUUGAUCGAAGGUUCCACACUCGACGACUGCGAUGGCGGACUUCGUUAUGUUACUAGCGCUGGCUGGCGCGAUGUUCGUUGGCAGCUACAUGAGUGGUAUGGUUCCGUUGUCGGUUCCUCUGACAGAGGCUCGACUACACUUGGUCUCUGUGUUCGGCGCCGGGCUACUAGUGGGCACGGCGCUUAGUGUCAUCAUCCCCGAAGGCAUCAGCACGUUAUACCUAACGGAGAUCAGGGAGCUGGUGCAUGAUGUACAGCCCGGUGCGCACAGUGGUCAAAAGCCCGGUGAUGCCACCCUGACCGCCGCCAGCGGAGUGAGCCACGGCCACGUGCACGACGACCUCCACGGCAAGCUCGAAGCGAUGGACCCACGGAACCUAGUGGGCAUCACUUUGGUGCUGGGCUUCCUCUUCAUGCUGCUUGUCGACCAGCUCAUCUCCCAGCACAGGCACCACAAGGCUCUAGCAAUGGCUGUUAGCGACCCUGAAAGCACGAACUCCGUUCACACGCAGGGACGCAGCUUCACAGCCACCCUGGGUUUAGUGGUCCAUGCUGCCGCUGAUGGCGUGGCGCUUGGAGCUGCAGCAACAACAUCUAACCUCGACACUGAGGCAGUCGUCUUCCUGGCCAUAAUGCUUCAUAAGGCACCGGCAGCGUUCGCCUUGGUAUCCUUCCUCAUGCAUGAGGCCGUGGAGCGUCCCACAAUCCGCAAGCACUUGCUCAUUUUCUCGCUGGCAGCACCGUUACUAGCCAUCAUAACCUUCCUCGCCAUAAACAGAGGUGCCCCCCAGUCCAUCGCGUCUCAGAACGCAACGGGAGUGGCGCUGCUCUUCAGCGCCGGCACGUUCCUCUACGUCGCCACCGUGCACGUGCUUCCCGAACUGGUGGUGCGCCAUAGCACGCACCAGGCGGACAACAGAGGGCGCAUGAACACUCCACCGAACGAGGGCUUCACCAGGACCGACGUGCUGGCCAUCGUCGUCGGCACACUUUUGCCCAUGAUCCUCACGGUCGGACACCACGGUCACUAGUCGUCACAAGCUAGUCGUCUCGCCGUCAAAGUGCGACUCGUGCUCAACAAAGUGACUUCAACUGCUGGUCUGUGAAAGUGGCAGAGGAAAAAGAAAAAACUGCUUCCAACCAAGCAACCGAUCUCUGCAAUUUUUUGAUCCGCGGUUGUUGCUGACAAACAACUUUUGAAGGCUGGCGGGAAUUUUUUAAAACUAUUUUUUAUGGACGCCAAGGACAUCUCGUUACUCGCUAAUUGUUCGAUUUGUGCGCACUUUUCACGAGUGCGGAACACUGGCAAGACGUUGAACAUGUGAAAGAAAGCGCACGGAUUUCCACGUCGAUGCCAAUUCGCCGAGGGAUGACGGGUUUCUGCAGCGACAUCGUCGUUCAAUCUUCGCAAUAUGCCGCUUGUAAUUAGACACUUGUGAAUUUGUGCAAGAACGUGUUUCCCAGUUCUUGUCCUUUUCCGGAGUGCUUGGAUGCCAGUCAUGGCUGUACAUUCCGUUCAAGCGAUACGUGGCCAUGGGGCCAACCAUCGUACUUUCCACGUUAUUUCUUGUCUAUGUUCUCGUGAUGAUGCCUGUGUUUUAUUUCCCCUUCCUUGUACUGACUCACAUUGGAAUGUGCAUAAAAUGGCAAGCCAUUGUGACAGUAAAACACGCUUAUUUGUUGAUAAUUUUUUGCAGCGUUUAAAAAAAAAGAGAUGGUUGCUCAUCGUAACAAAGUAUUCGUUAUUUGGCAUCACUCCAUCCAGUGUUUUUUUACUUGACACGGUGUAUGUGUGAAUCACCCCACGGCAGCUAAGUUUUGUUUCAUUACUGCUUAAGCCGUUUGGUGUAGGACGACUUUUUCUUCCCACAACAUUGUUUACUAGGAUGUGCCCUCAUGUUUAAAAGACAGAUAUUUUACGAUGCAAAGAAGCAAUAUAGAUAUGAAGCUUCCUUUGUUUAAAACCAGAAAUAAAUGUACAAAUCGUGAAGUAUUCCUUUUGUUGUAUUACUGCCUUACCUGCACAGGUGUCCUGUACUGCCACUAUGCCCAAAUCUCUAUAGACAAACCGAAUUUUGAUGUAGGAUGUUGCAAAGAAACUUGAUUACUCAUGUGAAAAGGAAUUGUUUCUGACAAACGGUUUUCUUUUCCGUAGUCUUCUUUCGUUGUGGUUAGUACGACGCAACCAAUUUGAUUAAAACAAUUUUCGUUUCGGU